Messenger RNA from Physella acuta, 2250 nucleotides. RefSeq names its product putative ferric-chelate reductase 1. Gene Ontology annotation, cellular component: membrane. Lineage: Eukaryota; Metazoa; Mollusca; Gastropoda; Physidae. The record is from RefSeq and is a predicted model, not a curated record.
ACUCGGACAAGUCACUCAGUAUCGUAUUGCCAUUUGUUAUUUUAUCUGCUCACAGCUCGUACAUUGGUGAGGUAAAGAUUUUAAUUAGUCUAAACUUUCCUCAAUAAUUUAUCUGGAUACUGCUCGUACACUGGUGAGAACACUUUCCUAGUGUGUCACACUCGCUCCACAAUCGACCAAGUAAUCUUCUAAAGUAAGCUGAGAAUCGGACGAUGGCCGUGAUGUUGCAGGCGAUUGGUUUGGUGCUGGUUCUCUGGGUGGGGACUGUGGUCUGUUUUCCCGACGGUGCAAACGUAGACAACUCCUGCUCGGAUAUGGUACCACAGCACGGUGCUCCCGCCAAAACCUCGACACCUCCCUACACGAUAUCGUUCACACCUACGUCAUACACACCUGGCCAACAGGUGACUGUACAUCUGAGAGGAAAUGGUAACACGUUCAAAGGUUUCAUGAUCCAAGCUAAACGGGCAGACGGCUCAUCUAAUGAGCUCUUGGGGUCGUUCACAGCUAUAGCCGGUACUAGACAGGCGUGUAAUGGGCAAGCUCUGAUCCAUACAGAGAGCAGAGACAAGUCCAGUAAAACUUUUAUCUGGUCACCUCCAGCAGAAGAUGUGGGAUAUGUUGUCUUCAGAGCUACGUUUGUGCAGAGUGAGCUCACAUUUUGGACCAAUGUGGCAUCCCGUGCGUUUGUUUCUACAGCCAGUAACCAUUCUACACUAGCCCCGAGUGGUGCCUCAACAGAAGUUCCCCCAGCCCAGAGUUUGGGAACUGUUCCUGCUGAUCCUAAAUGUGAUGGUAAAACUAAAGGAUGUUUCACAUCUUGUACUGGCAACACUUGCAAGUUUAUUGUGAGCUGGAAGGAGGAUGGAACUGAUGUUGUCUACAAUUUUACAGCUGCUGUUGGGUUUUUUGAUGGCUCCUAUGUAGCUCUUGGCUUUUCUAGUGGCUCCAGCAUGGGUGGUGACAGUGUGAUGGGUUGUGCCUUUGGUACAAAUGGUACAGUUGUGUCCUUCACUGCUGAAAAUCUGGGGAAAACUUCUUCUACCUUUGCUGAUGAUAAUGUCAAACUGAUAUCUCAAUCUUAUGACGAUGAUGUCCUGACGUGUUCGACCCGUCGACCUAUAGCUGGUUCAGGAAAACGUUUUGAUGUUAGCCAGAACUGGACCCUGUUGUUUGCCAGGGGUAGAGCCUUUGUGGGUUCACAAGUUAUUUUAACCAACCAUUUAAAUGAAAAAUACAUCUCUAUAGCAGCUGUUACCUCAAAGUAUUCAGAAAAUGUUGAUGCGAAACAACAAAAUAAUGAUAUUUAUAAAUUCCAUGGCUGUUUGAUGGUAGCCUCUUGGUUGAUCUUUUCAAGUAUUGGGAUCAUCACUGCCAGAUUUUACACGCCAGGGAGGAAAAAUACAAUUUUAUCUCUCAAAGUUUGGUUCCUGAUAAUAUCUUCUUGUUUCCUUGCGGUGUGUAUUUUAACUGCCGUUUUCUCCAUUGUUCUGAAAAAAGCAUGGAGCAAUCUAGAAAAUGAGGCAGAGUAUGUGUCAAGCCACCCUAUAAUAGGCGCCAUUGUCAUGAUCCUGACAGUCAUUACUCUAGUCAUGUUCAUGUUUCGUGAUUACAAUGACACACCCAAGCGACCUCUCGUUAACCGGGCCCAUUUCAUUGUGGGAGUAUCUGCUCAUAUAUUGGCUGUGAUCGCCAUUUUCUUUGGUGUGCGUCUUAGAGGUGCUGCCACACCUUACUACACUGUCUAUAUCUUAGGGGCAUAUGUGGCCUGGAUCCUGUUUGUGGAGAUUUUACUGGAGCUGAUCACUUUCUGUGACAAGAGGAUAGUCACGUAUGAAGUCUAUGAAAUGAGUAGCUCAGACAACUCCAAACUCAACCCGCCUGGCACAGAGAUUGAAAAGACCAUCUUAAUCAAGCGCGUCAUUCUUGUAGUCCACUGUGUUGUGGUGGUAUCUUUGGCUGUUGCUGUCAUAGCCAUCAUUGGUGUUGGAGAGGGAUCUGAUUCAUAAGGGGUCAUCUAUUCAUGACAAACACGCACAAAAACCCUUUCUCUUAGAACCCAAAUCCUCCUCUCCCCACCCCCGUCAACAUGUGUCCACUUUAGGGCAGACCCCCACCCCUCUAAGCUAACUUACUUUAAACUUACUCAGUAAAAGAUAUGGUAUGUGAGUGUACAAUCAUUGUAUGCGUAUGUGUGUGUGUGUUUAUGUGUGUAUAUGUAAGCCCUGCUAGGGGGGGAUACCUUAAAAU